AUGGAGGAGGCGGCUGGUUCCGAGGGGGCGGAGCCCGACGUGCGUCUAGCAACCGGGCUGGCAGCAGCGGCGGCGGCGGAUGCUGGAGGAGCCGCCGCCGCGGGAGGGAGCGCGGAGCCGUCGCAGCUUGCAGCCGCCAUGGUCGAGCGCGGCCCCGGCGGGGCCCCCCAGCAGCAGCAGCAGCACCAGGCGCCGCUGCCGCGACGGCGGACGGGGCCGAAGCAGCCCCGCGGCGGGCAAGGCGAGCCCGCGGCGGAGACCGACCCGCGCCCGGCCCGGAGGGGCGCCGGGGAUGGCGCGGACCCCCCCGACGGCGCGGACCCCGCCCCCGCCGACUUCAGGUGCCACAGUCUGCAGGAUUCCCUGCUGAGCUCCGCCAGCGGCUACAGCAACUACCGGGGCAUCCUGAACUGGUGUGUUGUCAUGCUGGUCCUGAGCAACGCUCGCCUCUUCCUAGAGAAUCUCAUCAAGUACGGCAUCUUGGUGGACCCUAUCCAGGUCAUCUCCUUGUUCUUGAAGGACCCUUACAGCUGGCCGUCCCUGUGCCUUGUUAUAGUGGCCAACGGGUUUGCCCUGGCGGCUCUGCACCUAGAGAAGAGGCUGGCAGCGGGCUCCUUGUCGGAGCGCAGCGGGACCCUCCUCCACACCCUCAACCUCCUGACCAUCCUUUGCUUCCCUGCCCUCGUGGUGCUGGCGGUGACCUCCAUCACGCCUGUUGGGGCCGUGUUUUCUCUCUCCAUCCACACCGUCCUCUUCCUCAAGCUCUUCUCCUUCAAGGACGUCAACAAGUGGUCCCGUGAGAAGAGGCAAGCCAAGGCCGCCCGUCCGCGCCCCGCUUCUGCGGCACAGAAGGCCAAUGGGGAUGUGGCACCGGGUGGUGUGUCUUACCCAGCAAACCUCAACUACAAAGAUAUGUACUACUUCCUGUUCGCGCCCACCUUGUGCUACGAACUGAACUUCCCUCGUUCUCCUCGCAUCCGCAAGCGCUUCCUGCUGCGCAGGAUCUUUGAGAUGCUCUUCUUCAUCCAGCUGCUGGUGGGGCUGAUCCAGCAGUGGAUGGUUCCCACGAUCCAGAACUCCAUGAAGCCUUUCCGGGACAUGGACUAUUCCAGGAUCAUUGAACGCCUCCUGAAGUUGGCGGUCCCGAACCACCUGAUCUGGCUCAUCUUCUUCUACUGGUUCUUCCACUCCACCCUGAACGUCAUCGCGGAAGUCAUGCAGUUUGGAGACCGGGAGUUCUACAGGGACUGGUGGAACUCUGAGACAGUGACCUAUUUUUGGCAGAACUGGAACAUCCCUGUCCACAAAUGGUGCCUGAGGCAUUUCUACAAGCCCAUGAUCAGGAGGGGCGUCAGCAAAUGUACGGCUCAGGCUGCGGUGUUCCUGGCUUCUGCCUUCUUCCAUGAGUACCUGGUGAGCGUGCCCUUGAAGAUGUUCCGGCCCUGGGCGUUCAUGGGGAUGAUGUCUCAGAUCCCUCUGGCUUGGUUUGUGGGGCGCUUUCUCCAGGGCAACUACGGCAACGCCGCUGUGUGGAUCUCCUUGAUUAUCGGGCAGCCGAUUGCGGUCCUGAUGUACGUCCACGACUAUUACGUGCUCAACUACGAAGGGAGCCAGUGACGCUGCAGCUGAGCUGCGCCUCUCCUGACCUCCCCCACGCACACUCCUGACGAUCAGCGGGAUGCCUGGUGGGGGCUGAACGGCCCAGUCUUCCUGCUGCUCCCUGCGGGCCCCACGACUCACCGUAGCACCAGCACAGGGGCAGCAAUGCCGCCGCCGUCACCUUUGCUCUGGGAAGUUGCUGUGUGUGUUACUGUGUGUGUGUGUGCGUGUGUGUGCGUGUGACGGCUGCUGGUCAGGUACUCUUCAGUUUGAACAUUGGAUCAAUGCAAUAACCUUCGGGGCGGCCCAGCGUUUCCAGCCGUGCCUCAGGCAGGAUUGAGGCUUGGGGCUGGUACCUCCUGGGUUUCCCCGGUGUGGCUCUGGGGCCUCCUUGAACCCGUCCCAAGAGAAAUCACGGCCUGAACCCCGCUGUGCGGCGAGAGGGAGCUUGUUCUCCCUUCCCAGAGGGAGGCGUCCCGUGAGCUUCCUCCGAGGGCUGGGGGGGCCCUGGAAUGUAUAAGCACGGGGGCAGCUCCCUCCGGUCGGAGUUGCUUCCAAGGCACGUUAUAGGGCUCUUGCUCACUGGGUUCUCUGCAGUCCAGGCCAAGGGCUCCGGGCAUUCAGGCCUGCCCUAGUUCGUGGCUACGGGCAGCCCUCCUGCGGCGAAAGGCGGAGUUUCUCUCUUCCACUGGCCUUACGGGAACAGGUGUCGCCCCGGUCCCUGGGACUCCUCCGGCCUCGAUGGGGCAUUGGCGUCCCGGCGGCAUCCCAGCCGCUGGCCGUGUUUGAAUUUGUCACCAUUCCUCUAGAGCUGCCUCAGUUGUCCGUGUGGCCUCCUGACCACAGUCCGUCCUUGGAGCGCCAGAGCUGACUUCCUGCAGCUCACGGGUCCCUUCCAUGGCCCCCUGUACCUUAUGACGGCUGCUGCCCGACUCUCUCGCCAGGGUAGGCCUUGGCGCUGUGUGGUACUACCAUGUUUUGUCAACCCAGCAACUUUUUAGAGUUUGUAGACUGUCUCUGCCUAAUGCGAAGUGAUUAAAGCAUAUUUUCCAAAAGAA
Elgaria multicarinata webbii is the source of this 2657-nucleotide messenger RNA. RefSeq names its product diacylglycerol O-acyltransferase 1 (gene DGAT1). The record is from RefSeq and is a predicted model, not a curated record. Gene Ontology annotation, biological process: triglyceride biosynthetic process. Lineage: Eukaryota; Metazoa; Chordata; Lepidosauria; Squamata; Anguidae. The transcript is spliced from 17 exons. Gene Ontology annotation, molecular function: diacylglycerol O-acyltransferase activity. The coding region runs from base 1 to 1617 and encodes 538 amino acids. Gene Ontology annotation, cellular component: endoplasmic reticulum membrane.